This is a messenger RNA of Plasmodium falciparum 3D7, 660 nucleotides long. RefSeq lists its product as uncharacterized. The record is from RefSeq and is a predicted model, not a curated record. Lineage: Eukaryota; Apicomplexa; Aconoidasida; Haemosporida; Plasmodiidae.
AUGGACGACUCAGAUAGUAGUGUUGAAGAAACCAUUGUCAUGUUAAAUAUACGUCAACUAAAUAAUGAUGAGGAAAAAAUAAAAAACUUAAAUAGAUUGAGAAAGAAAAAAGGAGAAAAAAUAUAUAUGGAAUCUGACCAUGGAUAUGAUAAUAAAAAAAAAAAUGAAGAACAAAAUGUCGAUGAGAUAACCAAAAAUGAAGAACAAAAUAACGAUGAAAUAACAGGGAAUAAAAACAAUUAUAAAAAUGAUUGUAAUGAUAAUAAUUCUUGUAAUACAGAUUUUCAUAAUGAUAUAAAAAAUAAUACAAAAAAAGAUAUGGACAAUGAAAAUAAUAAUAUGGAUAAUAAAAUUUGUAUAGAUAAUAUUCCUUUAGAAAUUAAUAAUAUAACAUUAAAUAAAUUAUUUGAUGAAUGUCCACAAUGUAUUAUAAAUAAGAAAUAUAUUUUUAAAGGUAUACAUACUAGUAGUAUAGGUACAAAUUUGUUUUUUAAGGAACCAGAAAAUCAUAAAAAUUUAACAAAUGAUACCAAAUCAGAUUUUUCAUCUAAUGAAAAUAUUAAUAUAAAUAAACAAAAUGCAAAUAAAAUAACUAGAGAUGAUUUCUCAACAUAUCAAGGAUACUCUACAAAAAUUAUUUCCUUCGAAAUAGAUUACUAG